Molecule: messenger RNA, 3061 nt
Organism: Spea bombifrons (plains spadefoot toad)
Lineage: Eukaryota; Metazoa; Chordata; Amphibia; Anura; Pelobatidae
Gene: MYZAP
Product: myocardial zonula adherens protein
Exons: 16
Coding region: 449-2746 (765 amino acids)
Biological process (GO): intracellular signal transduction; transcription elongation by RNA polymerase II; maintenance of ER location
Cellular component (GO): intracellular anatomical structure; I band; nuclear envelope
Molecular function (GO): transcription elongation factor activity
Source: RefSeq, a predicted model, not a curated record
CUUGCGUAUGACCAGGUGAGCAGUCCUAAGGAAAUAAGGCACGGCGAAUGCAGCCUGACAGGUCAGGUAAGAAGCCACUUUAUGAGAUACCUGUGGAAAAGAACACCACCUGAUGGUUUCAUAGCAACGUAUGAGUGGUCACCACAGAUGUAAAAGGUUCAUGAACUACAGAUUUCUCAGAAGACAUCUGUCGCUAGUCCUGGCAGACGCAGGAUUACCUGCAGAGGAUAUAAGGAUCUGUAGUGAGGGGUGGAAAAACCCUACACAGGAUUACUGAUCUGCUAAAACUUCUCAAGACCGUCUGCAGAUUUUGAAACAUGUUUACAUACGUGGGAUCUCUUGGCCCUCGGAUCCUAUUGCUCGCAAAAAUCCGGUUCUUUUUUUAAACAAACGUGUGAAUUAACUUUUUUUUAUUGACAUAUACUGCUGUUCAGAGAUUUUUUACAAAAUGCUGAAAUACACGACUGGAUCGACUGUCACAACUGCACAAACUGGAACAUCCCCGAAAUCAGGAAACGUUUGCAGACUGCGACUUACUUUGCCUGCAGAAGGGGUCUCGAGAGCUGAGCACAGCGAAACCAAGAAUGAAAUAACAUUAACCGCUGAUCUGAAAAAUACAGCUGACAGGAGGAAAAGAAAAAAUGGCUUUGUGUCUGAAAGAAACACUUCAGAGCCACCAACCCUUCAUCUUUACUCGGUACCGAAGAACAACGCUCAGGCAGGAGAACCUUCUCGUGGGGUUGUUUAUGGAGUCGUCCAAAGGGCUGAGAACAAUCAUCAGAAUGAAGUUGUUGUCUAUGAGUGGUCAACAAACCAGCUUAAAGAAGAAAUGAAUUACAUCAAGGAUGUGAGGGUAACAUUGGAAAAAAUAAGAGAGAGAAUGUUCGGUGAAUAUGAUGAAAUGAAAGAGAAAAUUAAACAGCUCACACAAGAAAUGAAAGUGUCAUCUGCACAACAGGAUGUUUUAGAGAAACACUCCCAGGCACAAUCGUCUGCUUUAGACAGCUUUGGAACAAUGAACAGCGACUUGACAGCAGCGUCAAUAGAAGUGCAGAAAACAUUGGUGGACAUGACCCUUGAAAACUGCAACAUUCGGGAUGAAGUUAAGAGCUUAAAACAUUCUUAUGAUGAGUCGUUAAGUAAAUUGAGAGAAAAACAGCAGCUUUUGGAGGCUGCUCAGACCGAAAACCAACUACUUAAAGUUAAGAUAGAAUCCUCUCAGGAAGCAAAUGCUAGUGUCAUGAGAGAGAUGACGCGGAAAUUGUACAGUCAGUACGAAGAGAAAUUACAACAAGAAGAACUGAAAUAUAGUGCAGAAAAAGAAGCUCUUAUUGGACAGACAAAACAAUACUUAAAAGCCAUCGAAGAUGCUAGCGAUAAGGUCCGGAUAGCAGAGGCCAAGAUUGAAGAAAGAGACUUAAAGAUUACAGAGCUGGAUAAAUUAGUCCAACGUAUGGAACAGGAACGGGAGCAGCUGCAAGGACAGUUAACAAGCCAUGAAGAACGAUUACAGAAUCUGGAUAAAAGGAUAACUAUAAAUUCAGCAGAAAGAGAAAGGACCCAACAAUUAGAGGAAGUUGCAGCAAGUUUGCGGGAACGUAUUAAACACCUGGAUGACAUGGUUCACUGCCAACAAAAAAAAGUUAAAAACAUGAUCGAAGAGAUUGAGCUUCUAAGAAAAAAGGUUCACUACAAAGACUUGCUUAUACAACAGCUUUUGGAAAGAAUAGCGUUUCUGGAAGGAGAGAAUACAGAAUUACAGGACAAGAUGGACUACUUGCUGGCCAAUCAACCAAAGAGUAACACAGAAACCAAAGAUGCUGCCAUAUCCUGUGAUCUUACACGCAGGAAAUUCAUCACCAAGUUGCCAGACCAAGGGAAAAAGAUCAUGGCUUUCACCGAAAAAGUGAGACUUGCUAUUGCUGAACAGGAACAAUUAAACAAGAGAAAAGAGCUGUUGUCGGUAUUCAGAUCGGAAUUCCGAGCAAAGCAAAGCGAUGUGACUAGUGAUACGCAAAUGGACGGUUUCCAUGCAAACAAACAGCUGGACAAAAUGGAAGUUAAGGCUGUAUCUGCAAAUUUGCUGCCUGAGGAGCUAAAUGACAACAGUGUGUCUUAUGUGAAUGGCAAAACAAGUCAGGGAAAUGACUCUGGGAUGGUUGAAAUAUUGCCUAAGAGUACGGCUAAUGUUUGUUCAGAUGCUGAUACACUGGUGAAUGACCUAAGAAAGAUUACGCUUAAAGACAGCCAUGAAGAAAUAAGCAGUGACUCUUUGCAAACUUCUGCUGUUCAACCAAAAAAUCCUUUUCUCCCUUCUGGACUAAGGAAGUCUCACUUCAUUGAAGUCAUUGAAAACAGAGCCAUGAGCCCAGUUUGUACAAAAGAUAAAUUCAGAACUAACAAAUUGCCUUCAAGUUCUAAUUGCUCAUCGCAAUGUGAGUCACCAGCAGAAGGCACACCUAAACUCUCAUUAGAAGAAAGAAGAAAGCGGGAUAGGAAACACCUAAAUGACAUCACAGCUGCCACACUUCCACCACUUCAUCAUGCACCAACCCAGUUGCUAACUUUGGAUGAAUCCCUUGCACUUCAAACAGAGCAGAAGAAGAUUUAUGAGGAAAAACAUGCUAAAUUAGCGGCACAAAAGCUAUUUGAGAAAAUCAACAUUAAGAUGGUAACAUUCAAUCCGGAGGGGGACUCUGACACGAAAUACAGGGAUCUAAAAGAAAAUGAAGACUAUGAUGACUAACUAGAAUCAACUUUUCUGAAUAUUGCUAGCUGAUCAUCCUUGGUAUUGUAGUUCCACCUUCUCUACACUAUGCUGUAAUUUCUCUUAAUAGAGAAAUUCUCUUUACUGAUUGAUAGAAAAUGUUGUCAUUUGUAAAGCUGUAUGCACAAAAACAAUAUAAAAAUCAAUUGCAUAAGAAAGUGGAAUACUAUUUAGGCAUUAAGCAUUAUUUAUGUAUUUAUGCACUGUUCUUGUAUAAAAAGGUAAUUGAGCCCUCUAGCUUAAACCUUUGUUAUAUUCUUUCCUCUAAAGGUUUAAUCACCAAAAAUCAAAGAA